Messenger RNA from Mercenaria mercenaria, 3429 nucleotides. RefSeq names its product sushi, von Willebrand factor type A, EGF and pentraxin domain-containing protein 1-like. The transcript has 20 exons. Bases 1 to 3333 code for a protein of 1110 amino acids. Gene Ontology annotation, cellular component: membrane. The record is from RefSeq and is a predicted model, not a curated record. NCBI's taxonomy places the organism in Eukaryota, Metazoa, Mollusca, Bivalvia, Venerida, Veneridae.
AUGUUUACAAUUACAGACUGUGGGCCACCAGAAGGUGACGGAUCUGUGAGGUUUAACUUUUCAACCACUACGUUCGAGUCAGAAGCGACUGUAACGUACUGUGGGUCACCAGAAGGUAACGGAUUCGUGAGGUUCGACUAUACAACCACUACGUUCGAGUCAGAAGCGAAUGUAACGUGUAAUGAUGGAUAUGAAAAUCCAAUCCCUGCUAGAGUUACAUGCCAGGCAUCCGGAAAAUGGGAAGAAGCAACCUGUACCAUAAAAGACUGUGGGUCACCAGAAGUUGACGGAUCCGUGAGGUUCGACUAUACAACAACUACGUUCGAGUCAGAAGCGACUGUAUCGUGUAAUGAUGGAUAUGAAAAUCCCAUCCCUGCUAGAAUUACAUGCCGGGCAUCCGGAAAAUGGGAAGAAGCAACCUGUAAAAUAAAAGACUGUGGGUCACCAAAAGGUGACGGAUCCGUGAGGUUCGACUAUACAGCCACUACGUUCGAGUCAGAAGCGACUGUAUUGUGUAAUGCUGGAUAUAAAAAUCCAAUCCCUGCUAAAAUUACAUGCCAGGCAUCCGGAAAAUGGGAAGAAGCAACCUGUAAAAUUAAAGACUGUGGGUCACCAAAAGGUGACGGAUCCGUGAGGUUCGACUAUGCAACCACUACGUUCGAGUCAGAAGCGUCUGUAUCGUGUAAAGAUGGAUAUAAAAAUCCCAUCCCUGCUAGAAUUACAUGCCGGGCAUCCGGAAAAUGGGAAGAAGCAACCUGUAAAAUAAAAGACUGUGGGCCACCAGAAGGUGACGGAUCCGUGAGGUUCGACUAUACAACCACUACGUUCGAUUCAGAAGCCUCUAUAUCGUGUAAAGCUGGGUAUGAAAAUCCCAUCCCGGCUAAAAUUACAUGCCAGGCAUCCGGAAAAUGGGAAGAAGCAACCUGUAAAAUAAAAGACUGUGGGCCACCAGAAGGUGACGGAUCUGUGAGGUUUAACUUUUCAACCACUACGUUCGAGUCAGAAGCGACUGUAACGUGUAAUGAUGGAUAUGAAAAUCCCACCCCUCCUAGAAUUACAUGCCAGGCAUCCGGAAAAUGGGAAGAAGCAAAAUGUACAAUAAAAGACUGUGGGUCACCAGAAGGUAACGGAUUCGUGAGGUUCGACUAUACAACCACUACGUUCGAGUCAGAAGCGAAUGUAACGUGUAAUGAUGGAUAUGAAAAUCCAAUCCCUGCUAGAGUUACAUGCCAGGCAUCCGGAAAAUGGGAAGAAGCAACCUGUACAAUAAAAGACUGUGGGUCACCAGAAGGUGACGGAUCCGUGAGGUUCGACUAUACAACCACUACGUUCGAGUCAGAAGCGAAUGUAACGUGUAAUGAUGGAUAUAAAAAUCCCAUCCCUGCUAGAAUUACAUGCCAGGCAUCCGGAAAAUGGGAAGAAGCAACCUACUGUGGGUCGCCAAAAGGUGACGGGUCUGUGAGGUUCGACUAUACAGCCACUACGUUCGAGUCAGAAGCGUCUGUAUCGUGUAAUGAUGGAUAUGAAAAUCCCAUCCCUGCUAAAAUUACAUGCCAGGCAUCCGGAAAAUGGGAAGAAGCAAUCUACUGUGGGUCGCCAAAAGGUGACGGAUCCGUGAGGUUCGACUAUACAACCACUACGUUCGAGUCAGAAGCGACUGUAACGUGUAAUGAUGGAUAUGAAAAUCCCAUCCCUGCUAAAAUUACAUGCCAGGCAUCCGGAAAAUGGGAAGAAGCAACCUACUGUGGGUCGCCAAAAGGUGACGGAUCCGUGAGGUUCGACUAUACAGCCACUACGUUCGAGUCAGAAGCGACUGUAUCGUGUAAUGAUGGAUAUGAAAAUCCCAUCCCUGCUAAAAUUACAUGUCAGGCAUCCGGAAAAUGGGAAGAAGCAACAUACUGUGGGUCACCAGAAGGUGACGGAUCCGUGAGGUUUGACUAUACAACCACUACGUUCGAGUCAGAAGCGACUGUAUCGUGUAAUGAUGGAUAUGAAAAUCCCAUCCCUGCUAAAAUUACAUGUCAGGCAUCCGGAAAAUGGGAAGAAGCAACCUACUGUGGGUCGCCAAAAAGUGACGGAUCCGUGAGGUUCGACUAUACAGCCACUAUCUUCGAGUCAGAAGCGACUGUAUCGUGUAAUGAUGGAUAUGAAAAUCCCAUCCCUGCCAGAAUUACAUGCCAGGCAUCCGGAAAAUGGGAAGAAGCAACCUACUGUGGGUCGCCAAAAAGUGACGGAUCCGUGAGGUUCGACUAUACAGCCACUAUCUUCGAGUCAGAAGCGACUGUAUCGUGUAAUGAUGGAUAUGAAAAUCCCAUCCCUGCCAGAAUUACAUGCCAGGCAUCCGGAAAAUGGGAAGAAGCAACCUGUACAAUAAUAGACUGUGGGUCGCCAAAAGGUGACGGAUCCGUGAGGUUCGACUAUACAGCCACUACAAUCGAGUCAGAAGCGACUGUAUCGUGUAAUGAUGGAUAUGAAAAUCCCAUCCCUGCUAAAAUUACAUGUCAGGCAUCCGGAAAAUGGGAAGAAGCAACAUGUAAAAUAAAAGACUGUGGGUCACCAGAAGGUGACGGAUCCGUGAGGUUUGACUAUACAACCACUACUUUCGAGUCAGAAGCGACUGUAACGUGUAAUGAUGGAUUCAUAAAUCCCAGUACUGAAAGAAUAAGAUGCCAGGCAUCCGGAGAAUGGGAAAAAGCAACCUGUUUAAAAGACCUUUGUGCGCCGUCUCUUCCAACAAUAAGCAACGGAGGUGUGACACGUGAUUCAAAUACAGCAGCAACUGUGAAGUGUGAUGCCGGUUAUCGUCCAAGUACAUUCUCGGAAGCGAUAUCCUGCGAAGAAUCAUCAGGCUCUUGGACACCACAUGUCACAUGUGAUCUAAUUUGCAACAAUCCAAAUGAGGUGACCGUGGACGGUACCCGUUACCGACUUUGUGACGGAGAUGGUUCUGGUUCAAAUGGUCGUUUAGAGGUCUACGUUGAAGGCGAGUGGGGAACAGUGUGCAGUGACUACUGGCAACGUGAAAACUACAACUUUGAAGUAACUUGUAGAAUGUUUGGAUAUAGAGAUGGCAAAGAAGCCUCUUUCACGCAAGGCUGGGGCUCCAUCUUGAUGGACAAUGUCUAUUGCAGAACCGAUUCAGUGAAUUCCCUCAUUGACUGCUUCCGUGGAUAUGUGUAUUGGACUUUUAAUGUUAUGUAUACUUUCACGCCUUUUGGUGAAUAUACCACCUCAACAACGACAUAUUUGACUUAUUAUUUUUCUUCAUACUAUGAACUUGGAGAACACAAUUGUAACCAUAGAAAGGAUGUUGGAAUCUCGUGUUACUCCUAGUCUUAAAACUGUGUGUAUUUUCUUUAAUGGUGAUAUCUUUGUCUGUGUAAGUUAUCAAGCGUAUGGUUUAUGAAUACAUAUUGUUUUAUAAUUGAU